Molecule: messenger RNA, 8851 nt
Organism: Pezoporus occidentalis (night parrot)
Lineage: Eukaryota; Metazoa; Chordata; Aves; Psittaciformes; Psittacidae
Gene: CUNH4orf50
Product: chromosome unknown C4orf50 homolog
Exons: 14
Coding region: 795-5351 (1518 amino acids)
Source: RefSeq, a predicted model, not a curated record
UUUUUAGAUGUACUCUUCACAAAGAAUCACCAGUCAAGACCAUUUACCUGCAUAAGUAGUUGAGGCACUCCACAAGAUUAAUUCAGUCAGAUGCAGCAAACUGUGGCUUGUGUGAGGGUCUGAAUAACCCUAUUUCCUGGUACAAAGCACAAUUUAAGCUGGAAACAAGGAUCAUACAAGAUUUUGGAUAGUCGAUCCCUAAAGGAACGUGUUGUCCACAAAGUAUUGUUCAAAAGAACAAACAUUUACAGAAUGUGUUUUCAAACGGAGAUUUUUCAUGUUUUAUUUAAAGCAUUUAGCAGUGUGAUGACAGAAUGCAAAAAAAAAAAAUUGGGUCUUCACUUCAAAGGGAAGAGUUUGGGCAUUAGUCUGAAGAGAAGGACUAUGAUGGGAGAUAAACGGAGCUUGAGAUAACCAAAUCGGGUACUGAUGAAGGAACAGAAAUUGGAAAGUGUGAUUCACUUGGCAAAGAAAUACUCUUUUCUUCUCAUAGAUAUAAGUUUGUUCAUCACUGCUUUGGAAAUGAAACUGUAAGCACAAACAUGGGAUGGACGGAGCAUGUGGCUGCAAUGGUAAGCGUACUGCAGAGCCCGGAGAUGGUCUUGUUACAAAGCAGAAAAGGAAUUAGAAGAUGCAAGCAUACCUGGUGAACAAGUGCACAGUGCUGGAGAAGAAAAUUUGGACCUCAGAAUAAAAGAGCUGGAAAAGUCAGAGCAAAAACUGAGAGAUGUUUUAGAGGACUACGUGAAGUCAGAUUCUGUCCUAAGAAAUAGCUUUUCAUUCUCGCUCACAGGAUGAAAGAGCUGGAGCUAUCACACAAAGCACUUCUUGCGAUGAUUGAUCAACUAAAUGUGAAGUUGCACCAGGUUGAAUAUGCAAAUGUGCGCGUUAAAGGGAAAAUAAAACACAUUCAGGAGGACCUGAUCAACUUGGUUGAAACCCAAGAAAAGUCAGAGAAGAAGCAAAAGGAAAAAUUACGUUGGCUUCAGGAGCAGCUGAAGGCAAAAGAAGAUGAAAUAAAAAGCCAGUCAGAGUAUUUUGAACACUACAAACAAAGGCAGAGACAACAAACAGCAGUGCUGAGAGAAAGGGAAAGUUGCCUUCAGGAUGAGGUAUCUAGGCUGGAAAAGCAAGUCCAAGAUCUUAGUGCCCAUGUUGCUCAUUUGCUAUCCAAGCUAGAAGAGGGAAUGGUGCAGUAUCUCCAGCAGAAGCUAGAAUCAGCAUUCAGUGGUACUCAGGGCUAUAAACACUCUGAUGUGGAAAUAAUGGAAUUGAAAACUUGUAUUGAAAAUGUGGAUCAUGACUUGAAAAGCCACCUCGAAGCAUUGCAGCAAAAUCUGGAUUUCUUAAGGGAAAAAGAAGGCAACAGAAGAGAACAGGCAGACCUGCUGAGGGAACUCCGGUGCUCUCAGGAUACUGAAGACUCUCUCAGAAGAAAACUGGAAGAAUCUUGCCAUCACGUGUAUAGUCUGAAAUUAUCAGAAAUCAAACUGCAGGAAAAGGUGGAAGAACUUUUGGAUGAAAAUAGGACUUUAAAAGACCAAGGUAUCAUGAAGUUGAAAAAGAAAGAAAAGGACUUGCAACUUACAAGGUUGGAGAAUAGAGACAGCAGUGUUGACCUGAACGGAGAUCUAAUCCAGGAUGACAUCCAAACUCUGAAAUGGGGAGCAGGUUUGGAUUCACUCAGCAGAUCUACUCAAACUCCAGUUGUGCUGCUACAUGCUGAAGAGUCUGAAACACCAGGAUGCAGCUAUGACGGGUUAAAACAGAUGGAGAAGCUACCGGAAGAACUUCUACCAGUUUUAGAACACAAUUCCAGUGCCUUUGCGAAAACUGCUGCUCUAGCUGUGGUUGAGCAGGUCACCCUUGGAACAAAGAGGGCACGUACUCUAGAAAAUAGUUUCACUUUGUACAGAUGUAUUCCAAGUGCAGCAAGACUGCUUCCCCCUCGCUCUGAGAACUUGACUGGUGAUGAGACAAGUAAGGAAACAAAAGGUGAAGAAAAUUUUUCUCUGUUGAAGGAACAAGCUAUAAACCUAUCAGCAGAUACAUUUCCUGUUUCUGUGGUUGAAGCUUUGAUGAAGAAGAAGCUCCAGCUUAUUUUGUUAGAACCUGAAAGCUACCACAUAUCGGCUGUCACCACUGUGAAGAGAGUGAGGAGUUUGGAUUUCUGUGAGGCAAAUACCAGUCUUUGCUCUGAUGGCUUCUGCCUUGUUGCAGAAGGAGGAUUUUCUGACAAAGUUUUUGCAUUUAUUCAUGGAAAGAUGCCUUGCACUUUGAGUGAAAUCUUCACAUCAUCUUUAGAAAAAUACAAUGUGGAAAAACAUUGGGAAAAUAAGCAAAUUCUGUCAAAAAACAUAGGUGAAACUGAAUGUCUGGAUAAAGAUGCUGAUGAUGAAAAUCAUCACCAAAAAAUCUUCAGAGGGAGAGUUAAAGGAGAAGAAAUAGAGAAUGAGGAAGCCCAACCACAACAGGUGACCUGUGUUCCUGAGGAAAGUUCUAAAGUCUUACUUAAAACUGAAUUGAUCAGGUCUAGGAAGCAAGGAAUAGAAACCAAAGACAACCUAAGUGGCUCACAGGGUAUACAAAAUUUGUCUGUUGCUUUUAAAGACUUAAAGAAGCAUUUUGAAGCAAGCCCUAAACUAAUGGAGGAACAAGGAAAUCUCUCAGAAACCUGUGUUUCUGAUGUGAAUAGGGUAUAUAAUGGAGAAGACAUAAUCAAAAUGGAGGAGAAAGCAGAGCAACGUCAGAAACCAACUCGCCAAACAAACCCUUCCAGCAAUAUUGGCCUGAAAGAAAAAAAAGACCAGACCCUGAAACUAUGUAAACCAAACAAGAAGAAUUUCUCAUGUCAAAAAAUAGCGGCUGAAAACAUGCAGUUUGCACACUCUCAGAAAUAUUUUUGGUCAGAGGAAGAGAGGUACCUGCUAAACACGUUCUCUCCUCUGCAGGAGAGGGCUGUGUGCUUAAACAAGCUGUCCCUGACAGAGAGCAAUUUUUAUGAGUGUUUCUGUCACCUGUCACCACUGGAGGCUGGUAGUGAAUGUAACAUGAAAAUAUGUGCACUGGAGAAGGUGGUGGCUGUGUGUUCUCAGAGGAUAUUUCUACUGAUGCAAGAGAAUGAAAAUUACUCAAAAAAGGUCUGUGUAUUACAAGAGGAGAAUGAGAGAUAUGCUCAGAUGAUGCGUGCACUGGAGGAGGAGAUGGAUGCAUAUUUUCAGUGCAUGUUAGCCAUAGAUGAAGCUAACAUUGUUUCAUUCCAAAAUUUGCUUAAUGAAAAAGAAGUUGCUGGUGGAUGUUAUAACUUAUCAGAAGAAAACACUGUAAGCUCAGGAGCAUUUUUUGUUGAAACCUUCUCUAAGAAUCUUUCAUGUGUUGAAAAGAAGAAUAAGAAUUCUGAAAAAGACUCAAAUAAACUUCCCAGGAGUGUUUUAUCCAUGGAUGGAAGGAAAAUGAGAUAUUUCCAGAUGCUCUCUGAUCUGAAAGAAGAAAGAAGCAGAUGCUUCAAAGAAAUAGGUAAAUUAUUACAAGACAAGGAGAACUAUAUAGCAAAAUAUAAUGAAUUAAUCCAAGAGGAAGAGGGUUAUUUACAAAGAAUAUCUCUUUUAGAAAGUGAAAAAGAAACUUUACUGGGAUGUUUGGCAGAGGUGAAGUGUGAACGAGACAAAUACAGGACCCUGGUUUCAGAACUUCAAGAGUGCAAAAGCAGCUGCUAUCAAACUAUUUCUGAUCUACGGGAGGACAACUGUGUACUGAAAAGAGAAAUAGACAGAAUCAGGAAAGAAACUUCAGAACAGCUUGAUGAAAUUCAGAAAGCAAAUGCAAACUUUAUUUUAGAAAAUAAGAAAUUGAAAGAAUUAAUGUCACAUUUGGGUUUCACCUAUGAAGAGCUGAGAAAAGAUAAAAGCUUGGGAACAAACGAAAAGAUAAUAAGACUAGGAGAAAAAAGUCAACAAUGUGAUCUUAAGCCAAAGAAAGUUGAAACAGCAUGCAGUGUAACUCAGACUGAAGAAGGAGGAGUUAUGGUUGUAGACCCAUCAAUCUAUUAUCCCAGAAAAGAGGGCAGCAUGUUUGAAAGCUACAAUGUGAUGAAAGAGCAAGUUGAAAAGGCAAAAGAGGAUCUAAAAAUACAGCGAAAGGAAUUAGAAAAAUCAAAAAAAGAGGCUCAAAGGUGGUACAGAGAACUUGGCUUUGCUGAAACAAGAUACGAAGAGGUCAGAACUCGUUUGACACGGACUCUCUCAGAAUUAGACCAUCUUAAACAAGAAUCUGGGAACAAAAUGCUUGGUAAACAGCACUGCAAGUUAAUGUCUGUGUACACUGUGAAAGAUGCCCAGGAAAUAGAGGAGAAUAAAAUAGCCAACAAGAGAUUACAGCAGCAAGUUCUGACCUUGAAAGCCCAGCUCAGGGACCAGGCUACAUUAGAAAAUCAGUGUCAUGACUUGCAGAAUGAAGUGGAACUCCUUCAGGCUCAGCUAUGUCAAAAGGAAAAAGAACUUCAGAAGAGAAAAUCUGAAAUGAAGUUGACACUAGCUCCUCUGAAGGCUAAGCUGGCUUGCCUCACCCGAAAGUGCCUGGAAAGGAACAGCUUCAUCACAAGGAUGAAUGGUGAAUUUCACAGGCAAGGAAUUAUUAACCCUGCCUUUGAUGAAGAGGUGAAAAACUUGGUGAAUGACGUGGCCCUGGAGGAGUACACAGUUGCUUUUACAUCAGUUUAUGACCAAGAGAUGCUGCCUUCUUCCACAGAUAAGUCACAGGCCCAUGGACAGCCAGAGGAUCACGAGACAUAUGUCAAAGUGAAUGGGAUGACACGAUCAAUACCUGCAAACUCUCAGCAAGAGGUGGAUAGCAUCCACAGCUCUCAUUUCACUUCAGAUGUGUAUGCUGGUUCUGUAAAGUUAACAAGCCCAGAGAGGAUCAUAGCCUUGCAUCGAGAGCUAAGACAAAACCAUCGCAAAAACUGCCAGAUACCUUCAGCUGUCUCCUCCAGCUCAUAUCUGAAGGCUGACUGCAACCUGCCCAUGAUCCACAAGGAAACCCCUCUUCUGUCAAGGAUGAAGGAUGCACUGGUGCCGCCACAGCAUAGUGCCUUCUGGGCCAUGAAGGGGAGGGAUCAGUUGUCGAAAUGUGAUGAUGUAUUUUGCUGUCAAAUAGGAAAUCAGCAUGCAGGUGCGAUUCCCGCGGGAAUGAAACAGAAAAAUGCCAUUCUGAAUAAGGCAUGGCUCUCUAGAGAAAAAACAGACGGCUCAACCUCAGCUACCACAGCAAAAACCUGUUUGUUAGACGUGUUAUCAGCAAGUAAUAAAGGUCAAAAUCCUGUAGGGAGCAAUCAGCUGCAUGGGAAAGAAUAAAACCUGCAGAAAUAAAGCAAGGUAAAGCAUCUUAGCUAUGUGAUUUUCCCAUUGCUACAAAAGUAUUAAUAAUUUUAAAAAACAAAGACAUUUUACGAGUUAACAUGGCCCAGCAACUAGUUUGAGAUGACUGAAAAUUGACAUGAAAAAGGGCUAUAAUACUUUUUAUAAUCCAAAUUUCUUAGAACACUUGAGGUCACUGAAACCUAUGAAUUUUUCAGUAGCUGGGCUGCCUCCCCAUUUUCUUUUUACCGCAUGUUUAAGAUAUGCUUUUCUUUUAACUGAGACUGUAAAACCAACCAUUAAAUCACUUUUAUGUAUAACUCAUUUCUUCAGUGUGCAGUGGCAAGUUCUGAAAGAACAUCUGCCUUUUGUAUUUCCUUUGGAACUUAAGGAAAUGUGGUGUCACGGACUUCCUAGAAAGCUAUUUUACCAAAACUGGGGGGUAGUUUUGCAGUUAGUGUUUAUUUAUUGUCCUGGGAUAUAUAUUUUUUAUUAUUAUUAUUUUCUUUGUAUUUUUAAUCAAUAAAAUGGUCCUACUGACAUACAGCAGGAUACUCAAUGUAUUACUGUAGGUUGUAAAAUAACAUCCUAAGUAACAAACUGCAGCCUAAAUUGAUUAGGUUUACUGGACAUGUUCCUGGCCACUUUCUUUAAGUGACGACUUGGGCAUCGUGGGUACAGUAACACCUGAGUUCAAGGCAUGGGUGAUUCAGACUGCACCCUGUGCUGCCAAACCCUUACACCUACAAUAGGAAGAAGCGGAUGCAGUGCCAGGCCACCUGCGCUAGCACAUCUGUGACAGUGCUUCCUCAUAGCCUGGCUUAGAAAUAGCUGUGGUUGGGACUGCAUGAACCUUUGAUAGAUCCAUGUUAUGGGAGGGAUGAGGGAAGAGUGUGUCUGUGCAGGUGCGUAUGUGCCCUAAUGCUGGUUAACCCUGGGAAGUUUAACUCAGCAUUGCUGUAAAUUCCCCAAAACACUGAUUUAUAUUGGGAUCCCACCAGAGUUAAUACUUUUGCAAAACAGCCAUUAUUCACAUCUCACAGCUGUCUUUAUGUUUAAUCACUUUUAUUAGAAAAGGACAUUUUUAACACACAGUAAUAUGUGGUGUUGUUCCUAUGCUUUCCCUCUGUCUCCAUUGAUUACUCUGGUUGGUUCAUAGUAUGUUACUACUUUGAUGUUGCUUUUUGGAAGCUAGAAACAAAACGACUGGUUUUGAAGAAAUACUAAUGCACACACUCACACUUUAUUGCAGGAAACUCAUUUGCUCAGUAAGGUAGCAGGGUAAUUGCUUACAGCAGUAACUGAAUUGGUCUUCAUCCAAUAUAUCUUUAGAAAAUACACACCAGAUGCCAAGGGAAAUAGCCCCUGAAAGUGAUGUUUUGGAACACUCUCUAAGCAGAGAAGACUCCAGUGAGGUUCCAAAAUCUGGGCUUCUGCUUUCAUGUGUCUUUCUCUUCUUCUUAAUACAUGGGCAGCACUUCUGAAGACAGAUAUACCUCAUACCCAGUCAUCAGCUGCCUUCUCAAAUCAUAAGAUAAUUUGAUGUGCAAAACCACUUGUAAAUAUUUAACAUGGUAAAACUUCAAUAUUGAUAAAAUGCUUUAAGAAUUAGUACUUGUGAGAAUGUUUUUUGAGCUUUAUCUUGAUGACAGUAAAAUGCAGAGCCUGGUAGUUCAGGCUUUGGGUCAGAUCAUAAUGCAUGAAGUGUGCUAAUAGUGAGACUAUUAAUAAUAAUAUCCUGCGAUAAGAUAAUAAGUCUUUGUUAUCCUAGUGCAGCUAUCUCCUUUGUGAUUGGGACCAUAGUAACUUACCAUGAAAUUAAGCCUUUCUUGGUCCUUUCCCUUUUCAAAGAAAAACAAGUGUGGUUUACUUUAAACUAUUAGGCUUCAUUUUAAGCUAAUUAGGUUAUUUGGCCCCAUUCUUCCUCCUGCUAGAAUUAACAGUUUCCUGAACAAGGGCUGCAGAUACACACAGGUGUAAAUAGGGGAACAAAUACAGACGUAUUACCUGCACUGAAGCACUGUAAUGCAGAAUGGACUCAAAGAAUUAAUUCCUCAAGCAAAUGGAUGUUGUGCUGGCAUUUUGUAACUUUGCUUCAGAAGUCACAAUUUCAGUUAAAACCCUGUAGCCCCUUGUGUUUUUGAUGUUUUAAGACAUUCAUUCUUACUACUACAAAGCAUCUUUUAAGUAUGUGCAGAUACCACAGUUUUUUGGCCAGAUGUUUCUGUUCCUUUUCAUUUCUACUAAGGAAAAUUGUGAGGUUUUAGACACUAAAGUGGAGGAACGCUAAUAGAUUAACAGAAAUCCAUUUGGAGUAGGUCAGCUUUUUCAAGCCUCUGUCCUGCUCCAUUUAUUUCCACUACUGAACAAGCAAAUGAAAAGUGAUAGUCAGAUUAUGUCAAAUAAUUAUGUGCUAAUUGAUGUACAAAAAGAUUAGAUGGUACACUGCACCAUCAAACAAGGUCCUUCAAGUUCUUUAAAUACAGUCAUUUACAGAAACCAGCUAGGAGAUGUACAGUGACAGGCCAGAUGGUUCAUAUAUUGGUGUCGUGACAACUGAGGUCCUUUGGGAGUCUGAGCUUGCUGAGUGACUCAUACAGAAUAAUUAAUACAGCCCCUUGUUCUGUAAUGAUUUGGGGGAUUUUAAAAUUGAGGGUGAUCAGUAGCAAUGUGCUUACAGACCACAUCUGAAGAGUUGACUAGUGUUGAAUCACCUGUGAUCUGCUGUUUGUCAUCCAUGCACCCGCAUGAGUCAAAUGGCACUAUCUGUACUUGAAUGGGUGACCAGGCCACUUGGAAAGAAGCUGGAUGACGGUGUGCUUCAUGCUGACAGAUGCUCACUGUGCCAGCUUCCCAUUCAGACCCUUUCACUUACAGAGAACUUGCUUGAAACAGCACAGAAAAAUAUUGGCUAGGACCAAUAGCUCGCAUCAAAUGAGCGUUUAUUAACAUAUUUAGGCAAUAUUUGCCCAGUUCUUUUUUUCAACACUUGAACUCCCCAGUACCAAAGCAAAAAUAUCUCAUUUUAACAGCGAAGCUGCCUUUUUUCUCUGCAGUUUUAACAGAAUUGUUUCUUAGGUAUAGCAUGUAAAUGAGGUAAGUAGAAGUAGUAACCUGCAAGGUGCAUAGUGCUUUUUAAAGCACUAUCUAUCUUGUGAAAGAUAGAUAAAAUUUAAAAGGAAACUCAUGGUGUACUUGAGGCUACAAAUGCACUGUAAUAUAAUUUGGGGGAGGAACUGAAAUCUGACAAUCAAAACCUCAGUGUCUUUAAAGUAAAUGAUGCCAAUGUCCACUCCAGUUUCUUCUAGAGAUUAGACAUUUGUAGAAAGCGCAGAGGGUUUGCUCUGGAAGCCUGUCGCUUCCCAUCUAUUGCUCAUCGUGUGCUACAAAAAGCUUUUACAUGCAAAGGAGAUUUGGGGAUCAGAUCUGAUGCUCAGCCCAUGGUAACUCAUUUCCAUUCUCAGGACUGAUAUUUGCAUGAGUCAGAACAAAACCAA